AUGGGUUGGUGUUGCUGCUACAAACCUACAUUACUCGUCAUUGUUUUCACAUUCUUCAUUUCUCAGUCAUUCGCAGCCAGAUUCUCACAAUCACACCAUUCACUUCCAUUUAUUUGGCCUCUCCCUGCUAAAUUUACAUUCGGUAAUGAAACUCUUUCCGUUGGUCCAACACUUUCCCUCAUCGGAAACGGUGCUAACUCGCCAAUUCUCAAAGCCGGUUUUUAUAGAUUCAAAGGGAUAGUGUUCAGUCACAACGGCUUUGUGAGAACAGUCAACACUGUUUACGAUGUUAACAAGUUGAAUGUCAUUGUUCAUAACAAAAGUGAAGAGCUUCAACUUGGAGUUGACGAAAGCUAUAAUUUGUUAGUUAUAAAAGCAACUGGUUCUGGCAAAGUGACCAUUGAGGCAAAUACUGUUUUUGGUGCAUUGCGUGGAUUAGAGACGUUCAGUCAAUUGUGUUCUUUUGAUUAUUCAACGAAAAGAGUACAAAUACACAAGGCACCUUGGUCCAUCCGGGACAAACCAAGAUUUCCUUUUCGCGGCCUCAUUAGAUACAUCAAGACACUAUUUACCAAUUAA
This is a messenger RNA of Lathyrus sativus (Indian pea), 579 nucleotides long. The record is from the annotation of a GenBank genome assembly. NCBI's taxonomy places the organism in Eukaryota, Viridiplantae, Streptophyta, Magnoliopsida, Fabales, Fabaceae.